Molecule: messenger RNA, 1329 nt
Organism: Wallemia ichthyophaga EXF-994
Lineage: Eukaryota; Fungi; Basidiomycota; Wallemiomycetes; Wallemiales; Wallemiaceae
Exons: 2
Coding region: 1-1329 (442 amino acids)
Source: RefSeq, a predicted model, not a curated record
AUGGAAUAUGAUCAGCAACACCAGCACAGCUCCACCAAUGAUUACCAGCUAGACAGCCUCGAGCCUAACACCUCACUCAUGUCCGCAUUUGCACCUACCGCGGCGAGCAACGAUAGCAGCAAUGUUGGUGGUCCUCAACGGCGGCGUAGGUCUACACAGAGUGUCUACCAUCAUCCUUACGUCAACACCGCCAACAACAUCGGUGGUAAUGGGAUGCCCAAGCAGAGACAGUCAAGAAAGGAAUCCACGUCUUCGCAGUCUGAUAACGAGAGCUCUGUGUCGAAAGCUAUAAAUACUGUCAAUGGUGAUAAAGCUCAAUCUGCGCGCCAGACUGAUAAUACUCCAUUCAAGGGCUACCUAGAAGCCGUACACGAUGAACAGGAUAGGCUUUGUUGGCUUAGAUGCACGUUCUGCAAAGUAUUUCCUGAGCGCGGUGGCGCUAACGCUCAUUCUACAACCCCGGAUCGUAUCAGAAAACAUCUUCCUGCUUGCAAGGGUGCUGUUCCUGACGAUCUUAGGACUGCUGCUGCGAACGGUACCAGGACAAAUAGCACGGCUGAUUUAACACUAAAGGAAACCACAAAUCAGACAUUCGUUCCGCCUCAAUCACCCGCGCCUAGACGAGAAGACGGCCAGAAGAGGAGAAAGGGAAGAUAUAGCGCAACGUCUGCAAAUGCUGCGAGCCACGCUGCUAGCCAGGCGGCGUCUGCAUCUGUAUCUGCUCCUCCGCCUUCGUCUGCAUCUUCAGCCAGCACUCACAGCACUCACAACAUCCACAACACUCACAACCACAACACUUCUUCGACAGUCUCACCGCUGACACCUACUAUCGAGAAUAUUAGCCAAUCUAUCAAUACCUCCAACCAAACAAACAGCAAUAACCUCGCCAAUGGCAUCGCUCUUGACCAGCUCCAUGUCUUGAAAUCUAGACUAGAUUCGAUUGAACUGCGCACACCGAAGGAGAUGUCAGGACUGAAGAACGAGAUACACAGUAUACAGAGAGAUAUGAAGACAUUGAAUGGAAAGGUUGAGCAAUUGCUUGGAUAUAUGGUCAUGAACAGCCAUUUCCACCAUACACACUCUCAAACACCACGCCAGUCGCCGCUGCUAUCACAAUUCCCAGUAAAUGCAGCUGCGGGAGCUGAAGUAUCUCCUACGAACGUCCAGGACAGAAUCGAGGUAGUCAGAAUGUCUAACGACGAUGACUCACCGGAGCCCAAUGAGAAUGAACAGCCAAGGCAGAUGCCUAACGGCCAUCAAACAAACGGCCAACCUCAGUUCCGUGACAGUUGGUUCGCUGAGUCUAACAAUCUUGUUGACGUGCAGUGA